GCCGCAACCUCCGCUCCCCCCUGCGCUGAGCGCUGACAGCAGGCUGGCCGGAGACCGCUGCUGCUGCUGCCGCUGUUGUUGUUGCCUCUUCCGUCGCCGCCGGCUUCCACUCCACGUUGUGAGCUGCUGUCCGGAUACAAACUGAUAUCAGAACGGGACUUAAUUUCUGUUACAGGAAACAUAAAACAACAUCAACAAAGUAUUUUUUGGACACGCUGACCGCCGAGCUUUCUCCCCUUCCGUCCUGCUCCCGGAGAUGAACGGGCUGUCGGUGAAGUGAGACUGACCGAGAGGCCAACAGCUGAGAGAAGUUUGACUGCAUGAAGAGGCCGAGUGACGGGACCCUGGUCCUCACCUAGACCCCUCCCACGACCCCCCCACUGCCUGGACAUGAGGUCAUUCCGAUCAUUUGCAAACGACGACCGCCAUGUCAUGGCCAAGCACGCCAGCAUCUAUCCGGCACCAGAGGAGCUGGAGGCCGUCCAGACGCUGGUGUCCACUGUGGAGGGAGCCCUCAAGAAAGUGUCUGAUUGGAUGGAUGGCCUCAGCAAAUCCUCAGGGAAGACCUCCACCAAUGACGAGGCUGGGGACAAUACAGUGGAGAAAGACGCUACUGAGAUAAAGCCGGACGGCACACCGGUACUGUGCGGGGUGACACGUGUCGGUCUCGUGGCCAAAGGCCUGCUGAUCAAAGGGGACAUGGACCUGGAACUGGUGCUGAUGUGCAGGGAGAAACCCACCAAACCGCUGCUGUACACCAUCAGCGCCAACCUCCCCCUGCAGAUCCAGACAAUGACGGAGGACAAAUACGAGGUGCAGUCGUGCGUGCCUGAGGCAGCCAUCCGGGUAUGCAGCACCAAAGACCCCCAACUCACGUUGAAGAUCACCCUCUCCUCCUUAGCCAUGAGGGAGGAACACAGCACCACAGAAGAAGAGGAGGGCGAUCAGGACGACAGCAAGGAGAGGCAGGAGAAGGAGGAAGAGGAGGAGGAGGAGGAGGAUGUCCUGGACAGGCAGAAGUGCCAGGCUGCACUGGCUUCGCUCCGACAUGCCAAAUGGUUCCAGGCCCGAGUCACAGAUCUCAAAUCCUGUGUCAUCGUCUUGAGGAUUUUCAGAGACAUGUGCAACAGACUGCCUGGGUGGCAGCCUCUCAAAGGAUGGCCUCUGGAGCUGAUCUGUGAAAAGGCCAUAGCCACCUGUAACCGGCCACUAGGUCCAGGUGAGGCCCUGCGUCGCGUCAUGGAGUGCAUCGCCUCAGGGAUUCUCCUGCCAGGAGGUCCAGGAGUUUGUGACCCCUGUGAGAGGGAACCCAGGGACGUCCUGUCUGACCUCAGCGCCCAGCAGGCUGACACCAUCACAGACAGCGCACAGCAUGCGUUACGCCUCCUAGCCUUUGGACAGCUUUACAAGGUCUUGAAUAUGGAUCCUCUCCCCGCCAGCAAGCCCUCACCAAGGCUGUUAGAAGGCGGCUGUCAGAAGAGGCUCCGGGAGGACGUCGGGUCAGAUGACAGAGACUUCAUCAAGAGGAUGAAAGUCUUGGACUGGAGGAUGACCGAUCCAAACCAUCCCAUGAACGCUCUGAUGCGUCUGAAUCAGAUCCACCCGGGCCUCCAGUACCGUCUGCUGUCCCAGUCCGGCCCAGUGCAUGCUCCAGUCUUCACCAUGUCUGUGGACAUCCAGGGAACCACCUACCAGGCCACCGGGAACUCGAAGAGAACCGCCAAGCUCCAAGUAGCCCUCAAGGCGCUGCAGGCUCUGGGCUUCGUGCUCAGCGGUGAUGGAGACGUGGACUCGCUGAGCGCCGAUGAGAAGUCAGAUGGCGAAGGCAAGAACGACAUGAUGUCCACCAGCUCCAGCUCCACCUCCAUCACCUCCUCCACAGACACACAGGAGUCCAGAGCUCCAGGUCCGAUCCUGACAGCGGGAGGUAAAAACCCAGUGAUGGAGCUGAAUGAGAAACGUCGUGGCCUCAAAUACGAGCUGAUAUCAGAGAGUGGCAGCAGCUACGAUAAACGCUUCAUCAUAGAGGUGGAGGUUGACAAGCAGGUUUUUCGGGGAACGGGUCCCAAUAAGAAAGUAGCCAAAGCCAGCGCAGCACUAGCCGCCCUGAACAGCCUGUUCUCUGGCUCCAAAUCUACGACCAACAAGAAGAAACGGCCCAACCCUCCUCCAAAGCGACCCGUAGCCUCUGUGCUCACCCUCCCGGCCCUCGCUGCCAGACCUCCACGAGUCCCCAUCAUCCCCAGAGCUCCAUACAUCAGCACCCCACCCACACAUGGUUACAUCCCCCCAGGUUUUGGUGCUCCUUACGGUUACAGCCCUGCAGGCGCCCUCCCUCCCUACGGUGGCCUGUACAUCGACAGUGCCUAUUACCAGCCGCAGACCAUAGCCACACCAAUCAUUAUCCACCUGGGCCCUCAGGAUCUUUUCUGACCCCGCCGAUGUACCGAGACCAGCCUCGGCAACAGCCUCGACCUCCUGUUUAAUCCCUCACCCUUAUUAAACUCUGUCAGCGCCUCUCAAUUACUGCAGCGCUGCUCCGCCGGGUUUCUCCCUCCACACAAGCCACAGCAGCAAUAUUGAAAGCAAUAUGGAGGAGAAAACACCUUGGGCAACACUCUGUCAAGUCCAGGUCGAGUUUUAGUGAAGAAGAGGCCGCAGCCGAGACUUUGUCUGACCCAGCUCACUCAGAAAAUGUCAAUAAAACACAAAGCAAUACUUCUUCUGCCUUUGGGAAUUUUCAACGUUUUCCAAAGUGACUUGAUUCGAGUCAAGUCGCUGAAUUCAAACAGACCAUCAGCACCGGCACAUUCCCAACAAUGUGGCCUACUGUAUAUAAAUACAAUAUUUACUAUCUGUAUAUAUGUGGAUGUAUGUGGGUUUUGAAUAUAUAUAUACAUAUAUAUAUAUAAAGAUGUUAAUAUGUUUGAAUAUGUAAAACCCAACAAUGGGUAAAGAAACAUAUUUAUAAUAUAUCUCUGAAUGUAAAUAGUGACUGAAGUAGCUUUGUAUUUAAAGCACUAUCAGAUAUGCUAUCUUUAAAUAUUAAGAGUUAAAUACAUUUUACAAAUUGUCUAUAACACUGUAUUGGUACGUUGAUGACAUAUAAUCCCUAUUUAAACAUGAUUACACAUAGUAGACUAAGUAGUAAUUUUCCAUCUCAAAGCACCAAGAUAAGUAUCACAUACAAUCUGACAAUACCGUGUUUUAAUGGUUUAUGUUCCAACUAAUAAGCUCUUAAUUUGAAGUUUGUAUCUGACAAACUCUCCUGCUGUUACACAUCUGUUGGGUUUCGGUUUAAAUCAGUGGUUCCCAACCUGAGGGCAAGGACCCCCACUAGGGGUUGCAGGACAAACCUUAGAGGUCACAAGAUGAUUAACAGAGGAACAUAGAAAACAACAACAUAUUAUUUGUCAUACCAUUUUCUUCAUUUUAAAGGCUCUUAAGGCAAAAAGGUUAGAAACCACUGAUUUAAAUGGUUGUAGAUCCUCAAAGAAAAAGUGCUGGGUUUUAGAAACUUUAGUCUUCUAUGCUAAUUAAGAAAUAUAAAACAAAUUAUUAUAUUCCUGGAUUAAAGGCUUUAUCACAGUAUAUGUAAUUGUAUAUUGCAAUAUCAAUGCAUAUUGCAAUAUAGUAAAUAUAGAGAAUAGCCUACAUUUAGAAAAUGUUAAUGAAUGUCUGCUUUUGGCUAAUCCGUCCUCAUGUUUGCAACAGUGGCCACAAUGGAGAGAUUACAAGCCUGGAUACUUCUGUGUGAACUGGAUCAGUUGACACAUUUAUCUCAUCUCUUAUACACCCUAUCUCUAAUUUACAUGCAUAUUUACAUUGUAUGGUCAGUAGUCUUUAUUUCUCCCAUCGAACGUGGCCGAGACAUUUUUAGCAAUGCCAAUGCAGACAUUAACAUUUUUAGACAGAUAGCAUGUAAAGAAUGAGUAGAAACCAUUUAGACAACAAAUUACUAUAUAUACUGCACGCAGAGCCGCACUGAAGGGGGCUUACUUAAUUUGUUAGCUACAGCUCUACUACACUCUUGAGUGCAACAAAAUAAUAGUUUAUCUUGUUUAAAUGACAAAGUGCUCUGAUUUUAUUGUUCUGUAUACUAGAAGAUUCACAUUUAUUUUAGAAUAUGGACAGAAAACCUCAGUAUUAUGUGUCAGCUGAACAGCAGGACUGAUGAAAGAAACCCUCAAUAUAAAAACACAUGGAGCAACAGAUGCCAGGGUGGGACUUCCACUUUUUAUGAGUUUGUACAAUGUUUUCAUAGUUUAAAAAGUUUUUAAAUGUUCCCAGUUGUUGCUUAGAGGCUUCUGCAUAAAACAACUGAAACUAUAAUAAAUAUUCAAAAAGAAGAUUGCCUGUUUGGAGAAACUUUCCUUCAGGAGAAUUUAUCAAAAUUAAUCUUAAAUGCCAAGAAACUGGUGAAAAACAAUUUACUAAAGCGAGCUACAACACCGGUCCCAUUUUCACAUUACACUGAGAUAAAUGAUCUGAUUUAAACCAAUGAUAAAGUUUUAUGAAGCUGCACCAGAUUAAGAUGUUUUUGGUGCAUUAUUCCUUGACUGGAAAGCACAAACACUGUCUGAAGCAAUAUUCAACUCAGGAACAUUCAAAGCAUAAAAAAACCACAAGAAUGCAAACUUAAUCUGAUUAUGAGACGUGCACACAAACAACUGAAAGAAAACAAUCUACAGCCCCUGUACUGUAUGACUCCAUGUUUUGACAGAAUGUGAAUGCCAAGGUGGAUAUUUUAAAUAUUUAUGUAAUAUCCUGUACUGUUUAAGUGUUGACGAGUGUCUCUGGUAGAAUGUAAAACCAAAUGUAACUACUUCUGUAAAAGAAUAACAGGGCCAAAGAUCACAAAACCUCAGUGAGCGCAGAGUGUUCAGUUAGAUACACGAAGCUUUUACUUAAGAUACUCUCACUUCUAGAUUUGGCUUAAAAAUUGGAGAUAAUGGAUGAUAUCCGAGAUAUAAAGUCUCUGAUAUUAAGUUGUGAUUACAGUCCUGGCCCCUGACUGUAUGGAAGUUCAUUAAUGACAAAAUUGCACAUACAGUUCAAAUUAUUACUGUAAUUUAUCUGCAAGAAGAGCACACAAAGAUUUGUGCUCAGUUUAGAAUCUGUCCCCACUAACUAAUGUCAGCAGACAUAUAUUAAAUAACCACCUCAGAAAAAUAUACCUCAGAAAGCCUGUAUACAAAUAUUUACUACUGUACAUAUUACCACAUUAAAGUCAUACAGGAGUUUCCAAAAUGAUCAGUUACCAACUUUUAAAUACGGUUUACACACAAGUUGUAAUCAUCAUUGUGUAUUUGGGAUUUUUCUGAAAGCUGCAUCAGAUCUGGCACAAACAGAAGAGCCUUUUAGAUGCCUCACAUCAGCCAAAGUCCAUGUUCAGGGUCAUUAAGGAUAUAGUUAUUCUUAAACCCUCAACAACUCUGCACUUCCUGUCUGUACAGUCCAUCCCACAUGAUCAUGGCAAUAUCAUAUCGCCCAACCGUAACUGAGAGCAAGGAAGUCUGAAGAUUGUGAGCCAAGGAAUCUCUACUGCUUCCUCACAUCUAAAGACACAACUCCUCUGGCAGUUCGAUCACAUUCAGACCAUUUAUACUCUUUCCCAAAUCUUGUUCUCUCUUUGCAUGUUCUUAAGUCUUUCAUUCUUAACUUAAUGAUACCACUCACACUUGUUUUGGUCUCACUCAAUAGUGUCUUUUCUGAACUUCCCUACUAAUAGUUGAGUACAGCUGCAGUAGUUUUCUGAGCUGUCUGGCUUUGAGUGUGAUUCUGGCAACAACCAGGAUUCUUGUCUUUACUGUGUGAAAUCAGAAAUGCUUUUCUGAUUUGUAGCAGUCAUGUAAAACUUGGAAAUAAAAAAAAAAGUAUAACAGGAAUAGAAGCAGCAUGAGAGAGGUCUGAGUAAUGCGUGUGGUGUUUGUUCCUAAGCUCUUCUUCAUCAGGCCAAGUGUUCCAGUCACACUCGGCUGCAGAGCUAAUUAAAUCUGAGUGAACAAAGAGAGAGUGAAAUAAAUGUCCGAUAACAUACUGUGAGGAUCAAACAACCCCCCAAAACAAGACAUUUAAACCGGCUGAGUUUAUAUGAAAAGCUGCGACACUUAAAGACAAAAAAUGUGUAGGAAGGCUGUUUGUAACUCUGCAGGAAGCUUAUUUGGUGUCCAGUAUCCCACUGAUGUUCCCCAGAUCUCACCUCGGUGCUACAGGACAUGUACAGCCAUCUGAACAUUACAACACAGGAGAAUAAAAACAGACUUAACAGUUUCAUUUUUCAGUGGAUCAAAGUUACUACCACUUAUUGUCCAGAUAACAUCCAGUUUAAUGUUCUUGCCAAGAUCAUCACACAGCAGUCUAAGUGUUGAUGUUUUCCCCUGUUGGUUUAUGACUGAAAUAUUUAUUUAAGUCUAUUAAAUAAACUUUCACUUAUCCUACAGCA
Dicentrarchus labrax (European seabass) is the source of this 6445-nucleotide messenger RNA. RefSeq names its product spermatid perinuclear RNA-binding protein-like. The record is from RefSeq and is a predicted model, not a curated record. Gene Ontology annotation, cellular component: precatalytic spliceosome. Gene Ontology annotation, molecular function: single-stranded RNA binding; double-stranded RNA binding. The coding region runs from base 391 to 2433 and encodes 680 amino acids. The transcript has 18 exons. Lineage: Eukaryota; Metazoa; Chordata; Actinopteri; Moronidae.